AUGGUGGGCUCGGCCGGCCCUCAAGGCUUGAUGGUGGGCUCGGCCGGCCCUCAAGGCUUGAUGGUGGGCUCGGCCGGCCCUCAAGGCUUGAUGGUGGGCUUGGCCGGCCCUCAAGGCUUGAUGGUGGGCUCGGCCGGCCCUCAAGGCUUGAUGGUGGGCUCGGCCGGCCCUCAAGGCUUGAUGGUGGGCUUGGCCGGCCCUCAAGGCUUGAUGGUGGGCUUGGCCGGCCCUCAAGGCUUGAUGGUGGGCUUGGCCGGCCCUCAAGGCUUGAUGGUGGGCUUGGCCGGCCCUCAAGGCUUGAUGGUGGGCUCGGCCGGCCCUCAAGGCUUGAUGGUGGGUUCGGCCGGCCCUCAAGGCUUGAUGGUGGGUUCGGCCGGCCCUCAAGGCUUGAUGGUGGGCUCGGCCGGCCCUCAAGGCUUGAUGGUGGGCUUGGCCGGCCCUCAAGGCUUGAUGGUGGGCUCGACCGGCCCUCAAGGCUUGAUGGUGGGCUCGGCCGGCCCUCAAGGCUUGAUGGUGGGUUCGGCCGGCCCUCAAGGCUUGAUGGUGGGCUCGGCCGUCCCUCAAGGCUUGAUGGUGGGCUUGGCCGGCCCUCAAGGCUUGAUGGUGGGCUCGACCGGCCCUCAAGGCUUGAUGGUGGGCUCGGCCGGCCCUCAAGGCUUGAUGGUGGGUUCGGCCGGCCCUCAAGGCUUGAUGGUGGGCUCGGCCGGCCCUCAAGGCUUGAUGGUGGGCUCGGCCGGCCCUCAAGGCUUGAUGGUGGGUUCGGCCGGCCCUCAAGGCUUGAUGGUGGGUUCGGCCGGCCCUCAAGGCUUGAUGGUGGGCUCGGCCGGCCCUCAAGGCUUGAUGGUGGGCUCGACCGGCCCUCAAGGCUUGAUGGUGGGCUUGGCCGGCCCUCAAGGCUUGAUGGUGGGUUCGGCCGGCCCUCAAGGCUUGAUGGUGGGCUUGGCCGGCCCUCAAGGCUUGAUGGUGGGCUUGGCCGGCCCUCAAGGCUUGAUGGUGGGCUCGGCCGGCCCUCAAGGCUUGAUGGUGGGCUCGGCCGGCCCUCAAGGCUUGAUGGUGGGCUCGGCCGGCCCUCAAGGCUUGAUGGUGGGCUUGGCCGGCCCUCAAGGCUUGAUGGUGGGCUCGGCCGGGCUUCAAGGGAUGAUACAGUGGUGA
Molecule: messenger RNA, 1152 nt
Organism: Procambarus clarkii (red swamp crayfish)
Lineage: Eukaryota; Metazoa; Arthropoda; Malacostraca; Decapoda; Cambaridae
Product: collagen alpha-2(I) chain-like
Source: RefSeq, a predicted model, not a curated record